Messenger RNA from Panicum virgatum (switchgrass), 1463 nucleotides. Its product is annotated as inositol polyphosphate multikinase IPK2-like. The coding region runs from base 178 to 1152 and encodes 324 amino acids. Lineage: Eukaryota; Viridiplantae; Streptophyta; Magnoliopsida; Poales; Poaceae. Gene Ontology annotation, molecular function: inositol tetrakisphosphate kinase activity; inositol-1,4,5-trisphosphate 3-kinase activity. The record is from RefSeq and is a predicted model, not a curated record. Gene Ontology annotation, biological process: inositol phosphate biosynthetic process. Gene Ontology annotation, cellular component: nucleus; cytoplasm. The transcript has 2 exons.
GCAAGAGGACGGCACGAUGAGUAGCCGGAGGCACGACCAGAGCGACGGUCACACUCGAAAUUGGACAAUUCUCCCAACCCAUCCCAAGGUUUAGCGCCGCCGGUCUACUUGCAGGUUGCAGCGAAAAGGACACUUCAAUCUCGGAGGAAGCAAGCCAAGCCAAGCGAAAAUGCGUCGAUGAUCUCGAGAUCCCCAGAUCUCAUUAAGUUCCGCGGCGUCGUCGUGAGCCCACGAAACCUCCGCUCCUUCCACCACCGCCACCCGCCGCCCCCUCCCGCCCCCACCAUGUCCGACCUCCGCCCGCCGGAGCACCAGGUCGCCGGCCACCGCGCCUCCGCCAACAAGCUGGGCCCGCUCGUCGACGGCUCCGGCCUCUUCUACAAGCCGCUCCAAGCCGGGGACCGCGGGGAGCAGGAGCGCGCCUUUUACGAGGCCUUCUCCGCCCACGCCGCCGUCCCGCCCCGCAUCCGGGACGCCUUCUUCCCGCGGUUCCACGGCACGCGCCUCCUCCCCACCGAGGCGCGCCCCGGGGACACGCACCCGCACCUCGUCCUCGACGACCUCCUCGCGGGCCUCCAGGCGCCCUCCGUCGCCGACAUCAAGAUCGGCGCCAUCACGUGGCCGCCGAGCUCGCCGGAGACCUACGUCGCCAAGUGCCUCGCCAAGGACCGCGGGACCACCAGCGUCCUCCUCGGCUUCCGCGUCUCCGGCGUCCGGGUCGUCGCCCCCGGGGGCGCCGUGUGGCGCCCGGAGCGCCCGGAGCUGAAGGCGCUCGACACCGCCGGCGUCCGCCGCGUGCUCCGGCGCUACGUGUCGUCCGUUUCCGGCGAGGGGGCGGACUGCUCGCUCGCCGCCGCGGUGUACGGCGGGGAAGGGGGAGUAUUGUCGCAGCUGCACGAGCUCAAGGCGUGGUUCGAGGAGCAGACUCUGUUCCACUUCUACUCGGCCUCGAUUCUUCUGGGCUACGAUGCCAAUGCAGUGUCAGCGACCGGAGUUGGGGGUGGGGUGAGGGUGAAGCUGGUGGACUUUGCUCAUGUCGCUGAGGGUGAUGGGGUGAUCGACCACAACUUCCUGGGCGGGCUCUGCUCGCUGAUCAAGUUCAUUUCUGACAUUGUUUCGGAGGCUCCUGAGACGCCGCCAUUGGCUCCUUAACUGGAGGAGAUCUUGGCGUAUGGGAGUUGAUGACAAAGGCGUAAAGUUUUGUCCCAAAAGGAAACCUACGAGCUGCUGGUUGUGGAAAUGCGAGACGACUCAGCUCAGCCGGUUGCCUUCCCUGCAAGCACACGGCAACCUGUACCUUUUUUGAAAUCCAAUCUUCUGAAUUCUGAAAUACUCUGGGGUUCGAAUACGUUUGGAUCUGAUUGCAUAAUGAAAACCUAGAGGUCACCACUCUCCCGCCUGGUGAACACUGAGACUCGUGCAAUGCAGGCGUGUUGAUCCAGCAAACAUUACCACUCCCUUUC